This is a messenger RNA of Rubroshorea leprosula, 2015 nucleotides long. NCBI's taxonomy places the organism in Eukaryota, Viridiplantae, Streptophyta, Magnoliopsida, Malvales, Dipterocarpaceae. The record is from the annotation of a GenBank genome assembly.
GAUUAUCAUGAUUAAUUGACUUUCAAUUCUUUAUCUUACUCAUUUUUUAAAAGGUCAAAAAUUAUCUCCUUUUAUCUCAAUUUCACCCAAAACUUUCAUGAUUAAGCAAUUUAGUCCAUGAGUCUCAACUUUUUUUCAAGUCAAUCUUUCAUGUUUUGAAUUUAAUCAAAUCAGUCCUUCAUGUUUCGAAUUUAAUCAAAUUAGUCCCUUUAAUUUUUAUUUGUGCUUAUGAUGCCUCAUGUCUUUGAUUUUGUUCAUUUUAGUCCAAAAUUGAAAAUAUGUUUUAAUCUGGUUUAUCUUUUUUCUUUUCUUUUCUUUUCUUUUUUUAAGUUUGCCCAUUAAGACUUAAAUAUAAACAAAAUGAAUAAGUUGAAUUAAAACAUCCCAAUGUUAAAGUAUGCAACCAUGUUUAAACCGAGGAUUAUGAGAUGCGCGCAUACCUUUCCUUACUCUUAACUGAACCCCUGAACCCCGAUCUCUGUCAAAACCCAUUUGGCUUGCAACUAGAGAAGAGGAAACCAACUAGAGCUCCUUCUUGGGUAUGGGAACAUUUUACUAAGAAGGAAAUUAAAGGUGCUUCUAAAGCUAUUUGUAAUUAUUGUGGAACUAAUUAUUCAUUUAAAAGCUCAAAAAAUGGCACCUCAACUAUGAGUCAUCAUCUAAGGGUCAAUGUAGAAAAUUUCCUAAAGAAAGGGAUCCUAAACAAAAGGUUCUGUCAUUUCAACCCAAGACAAAGGAGUCAAAAGAGAAAGUGGGCUGUAACUUGACCGUUGUUGCUUUUGAUAAAGAAGCAAGUAGACUAGCAUUUGCCAGGAUGAUUAUUGUUGAUGAGUAUUACACAGCCUUGAUUUCAAGUUCCAUCUAGAAUCACUACUACAAGGGAUGUUUCUAAGCUUUACAUAACAGAGAAAAAAAAGUUAAAAGAUAUGCUUAGUAGAAACUUAUAGCAUGUGAGCCUUACCACUGAUUGUUGGACCUCUAUUCAAAAUCUAAAUUAUAUGUGUUUGACUGUCUAUUUCAUAGACAAUGAUUGGACCUACCACAAAAGGAUUAUUGGUUUUUGGCAAAUUAUUGACCACAAAGAUGCAAAGAUUCAAAGGUUGUAUUGAACAUGAAAAAAUCCAAUGUAAAUCAUUAGUUUGUUUAGAUGUUUCAACAAGGUGGAACUCCACUUAUUUGAUGCUUGAAGCUGCCCUUAAGUUUCAGAAGGUCUUUAAGAGGCUUCAUGAUAUUGAUGGGUUGUAUUUGAUGGAAUUUUCCUUUGGAGAGAAUGUGAGUGAGAGAAAGAAAGGGUCUAGUCAUGUCACAUCUCACAUGUAUUUUCAUGAUGUCUCCACAAUUCUUAACUUGUUGAACAAGUGGAGUGGAAGUAACAAUCCAUUGUUUUCUACAAUAGCUGAAAAAAUGAAGGAAAAGCAUGAGAAGUAUUGGGGAGCAGCAUCUAACAUGAACGUCUUAAUUUUUAUUGCAUGUGUGCUAGACCCAAGAUAUAAGCUAAGUUUUGUUGAAUUUAUUUUUGGGAAACUCUAUGAUAAGAUUAUUGUAGAGACCUUAAGUUACAAAGUGAAAAGUACUCUAAAUAAGAUGUUUGAAGAGUAUUGCACACUCGAUCUUUAUGAAGAGAAAAUGAGCAUGGAAAAUGAAGAAGAUGGUAAAAAUGAAGUUGAUUUGUACUUGGCAGAGGAUAAAGAGAAGAAAAGUGACAAAUUCCACAUCUUGAAUUGGUGGAAAGUUAACUCCUUGAGAUAUCCAAUCCUAUCCUUGAUAGCAAGGGAUGUAUUUGUUGUCCCAAUGUCUACAGCGGCUUCAGAGUCUGCUUUUAGCACUGGAGGCCGUGUAUUGGAUCCAUAUAGAAGCACUUUAAGUCUUAAAACAAUGGAGAUACUUAUUUGUACUCAAAACUGGUUUCGAUCUAGACCAUUGCCAAAGAAAAUGGAAACACAAGAAGUUGCAUAUGAAAUUGAGCAAGUUACUAAACUACUUUGACUAACAAUUAAUAAUUUUAAAGUUGUAUU